Molecule: messenger RNA, 495 nt
Organism: Colletes gigas
Lineage: Eukaryota; Metazoa; Arthropoda; Insecta; Hymenoptera; Colletidae
Exons: 1
Coding region: 235-495 (86 amino acids)
Source: RefSeq, a predicted model, not a curated record
GAUGUGAUGAUCGCGGGGACAACGAUGAUGUCGUCGGAGGGGCAUCGUGGAUUCAUUCGUUUGUUAAAGACCGGUUAAACGAUAACGCGUGACAAAGUGAAGUUUCCACCGAGAAAAAAGGAACGCCGGGCGAACGAGUCGGCGUUCCGUCAGCUGUUCGCCCUGUUUCAUCAGCGCAAGCCUCGGGAUCCCUUGCGAGGACAGAACGCUGCCUCGUCGGUUCCCUUGCUCGAGAUGGGCGCGAGAGCAUGGGACUACGAGGCACUGCCGGAACUUCACACCUCGACGGCCGUUACACCGUCCUCGACGCCACCGAAUGCACAGCAGAAGAUGCACCCGCCCAGGGUCUACUUCCAGGCGGAGAACCUGGCGUCCACUAGGAGACGGAGCAGCUCCAGACUGCUCGCGCCCCAGUCAUCCUGCAGAAGACGCAGCAGAAGCAUGAGCGCUUGGAGCGACCUGUCGAGGUCCUCCUUCAAGCUGGAUGAAAGGUAG